AUGCUCCAGCUGACAAGACCCGUGUUGAGGUCCCUGACCAUCCCGAGAUCGGGUCGGAUCUUCUCAGCAGCCCCGCGGCCGCGCCCGGGCCAGGGUGUGGACUUCGGGCCGUCGGUUUGGGUACCGGCCUUGGGCAUCUUUCUCCGCGGCGUGCACAGCCGGACUUUCAGGAAAGGCUUGGGCAGCUCUUCCGAGGAGGAGGCGCAGUACAACUUGGAAGGUGGCAACGACAUUGAGGCGCUAGCAGAUGGCACUGGCGGAUGGCUUGCGCACCGAGCCGAGGCAAGCACCCCGGGAAGUGGCCCUGGCACAGACUGGAUCAACGAGGUUUUCUCAGAUCCAAGCGAUGAACAAGGAGCGGACCUCUCGGCCACUGCAGCUUUCAAGGUGCCAAGCGCCCGGCUCACUCAUCCGCCGAGGAUCCUGGUCCUCUACGGCUCCCUUCGGCCAAGUUCGUUCUCGCGCAAGCUUGCGCAUGAGUGCGCGCGGCUUCUCGAGGUCCUGGGUGCAGAAGUGCGGACAUUUUGCCCCAGAGGCCUGCCCGUGAGGGACCCAGCACUGGAGGACCACCCGAAGGUCCAGGAGCUGCGGAACCUUUCCAGAUGGUCCGAGGGCCAUGUCUGGGUCAGCCCUGAGAUGCACGGCUGCGUCACCGGAGCCUUCAAGAAUCAGAUCGAUUGGCUGCCGCUGAACACGGGUUCCGUGCGACCGACGCAGGCAUGGCAAGAAUUCGAUGAAGAUGGAAGGAUGAAGGACUCCAACUUUCGAGAUCGUGUUGUCGAUGUUAUGGAGGAAUACUACAAGUUCACCCUCAUCAUGCGUGAGCACGCAGACGCACUUGUGGAUCGCUUCUCCGAGCGGAAGGAGGUGGCGCAAAAGGGUCGGCUGCUGACGCAAGCUGAGCACCUCGAUCGAACAUUGCAGCCGUUUUCGCUCCGUCGCCAGAAGUCCUCGGCCUUCGGCCACCAGCCGAUUUUCCAAGGCAUGGCUGGUACUUCUUCCGAGGAGGAAGCGCGGUACACCUUAGAAGGCGCUAAUGAUAUCGAGCCGCUGGCUGAUGGCACUGGCAGCUGGCUGGCGCAUCGAGCAAAGAAGGACGUUCCGGGAAGUGGACCCGGAGAUGACUGGAUCACAGAGGUCUUCUCCGACCCUAGCGGUGCACAAGGCGCCAACAUUGCUUCUUCUGCGGCGUUUCAGGUACCAAGCGCCCGCUUUGCGCAUCGGCCCAGGAUCCUGGUCCUCUAUGGCUCCCUUCGGCCGACUUCGUUCUCACGCAAGAUGGCCCACGAGUGCGCUCGCCUCCUGGAGGUCCUCGGAGCAGAGGUGCGGACAUUCAAUCCGAUGGGCCUCCCGGUGAGGGACCCGGCUUUGGAGGACCACCCGAAGGUCCAGGAGUUGCGGAACCUUUCGAAGUGGUCUGAGGGCCACGUGUGGUCAAGCCCUGAGAUGCAUGGAUGCAUCACUGGGGCCUUCAAGAACCAGAUCGAUUGGCUGCCACUCAACACGGGCUCUGUGCGCCCGACGCAGGGGCGAACCUGCGUGGUGCUGCAAGUUAAUGGCGGCAGCCAGAGCUUCAAUGCCGUCAAUGAGUUGAGACGACUCGCACGGUGGAUGCGCAUGCCGUGCUGCACGAACCAGUCCUCUGUUCCCAAGGCUUGGCAGGAAUUUGAUGACGAUGGAAGGAUGAAAGACUCCAGCUUUCGAGAUCGCGUUGUCGACGUCAUGGAAGAGUUUUACAAGUUCACCCUUAUCAUGCGCGAGCAUACGGAUGCACUUAAUGACCGUUUCUCUGAGAGAAAGGAGGUCGCUCAGAAAGGCCGGCUGCUGACACAGGCGGAGAAAGAGAAGUUGAAGAACGAAGCUUCAGCUGAUGCAGGUUCACCUGCAGUCGGCAGCAAAAAGUAG
Symbiodinium necroappetens is the source of this 1905-nucleotide messenger RNA. The record is from the annotation of a GenBank genome assembly. NCBI's taxonomy places the organism in Eukaryota, Dinophyceae, Suessiales, Symbiodiniaceae.